Messenger RNA from Schizosaccharomyces japonicus yFS275, 4492 nucleotides. RefSeq names its product GRAM domain-containing protein. Gene Ontology annotation, cellular component: mitochondria-associated endoplasmic reticulum membrane contact site; endoplasmic reticulum membrane; membrane. NCBI's taxonomy places the organism in Eukaryota, Fungi, Ascomycota, Schizosaccharomycetes, Schizosaccharomycetales, Schizosaccharomycetaceae. The record is from RefSeq and is a predicted model, not a curated record. Bases 217 to 2388 code for a protein of 723 amino acids. The transcript has a single exon. Gene Ontology annotation, molecular function: sterol transfer activity.
CUCCUACCCUACCUCAUAUUGCCCCUUCAUACAAUUCUUUCCGUAAAUAGCACGAAAAAAGGAUUUUAGCCGAAGAAAGUGCUUUCUAAAGAGCCGUGUGCAUUCAUAUUACAUUGCUUUUAGCAGAAAUUCAAUUCGUCCUGUGUGAAACUUAUUGAAUUACGCAAAAGGCUCGUGCACAAACUUUGUAACGAAACCAGGGUAUUGGCACAAAUAAUGAAAGAAAAUGGUUUUCUAUCUACUAUCAUUGCCUCUGCUAUUAAUAAACUGAGCUCAACUUUGAGUGAUUUCAGUGACCGUGGAUCUUCAUCAAAUAAGAAAUCAGGAAAGGCCAUUUCCAAGGAUCAUAGCGCAGAAACGUUGCCGUCCGAAACAUUGGAUCAAGAUGAAAAUGAUCCUGACUCACCGCCUAACCAAUCCAUCCAUUCGCCUUCAACUAGUCAAGUACCUUUAGGAGAAGGAGAACUUCGUUUGGAGGACUUUAAUCGUGUGCUACAAGACGAUGAUCAAAAUUCAGAGACAAAAGUAACUACUCCUGUAGCUGAUGGCAUUGAAGCGGAGGAUACGAAGUCUGCCAUCCAUUCAUUUCGAUCAACCUCUCCAGCCUUGGAAUCAGCACAAGCGAACACGUCUGCCCAAGGAAACUCGUUCCCCCAGAAGAGACUUUCCAGUGUAUCCUCGUCCCGCAAUCUUUCCAAUAUUACAGGUUAUGCGAACGCCAAUAGCAAACGUAACCGGGAGUUUCAUCAACUAUUCAAGUCUGUUCCAGACGAUGACUAUUUAAUUGAGGAUUACGGUUGUGCACUGCAAAGGGAUAUUUUCUUGCACGGACGAAUGUACCUCUCAGAGAAGCACAUUUGUUUCAAUUCAAGUAUUUUUGGCUGGGUCACCAAUAUCGUGAUUCCUUUCUCUGAAGUAGUGUCUGUGGAGAAAAAGUAUACUGCUGUCGUCUUUCCCAAUGCCAUUCAAAUCACAACAUUACACGCUCGUUAUUUGUUUGCGUCGUUCCUUUCUCGUGAUACUACUUAUCAACUUAUUGUCACUAUCUGGAAACAUACGCAUCCUUUUCUCAGCAUAUUUGCCAACGGACAUGGCAUCAUGGAUGCAGGAAACAAGAAAGACAAAACGGGAGGUGAUCUCAGUGCGUCUGAACAUUUAUCGAGCACGAACGAGAGUGACGAUGAAGACAAGGAUGGUGCUUAUGAAAGUGAUGGUAGUACUGAGACUUCUGCUAACUCAGAUAUUGACGAUGAUCUUACAGCAGAAGGAGUCGCGGAUGCUGGUACAUCUCCGGACACUUCUGGUGACGGCCCUGCUAAGAUGCAAGCCGCGUUUAGAACUUUGGAACACGCUCCAACUGAAUGGCCGGGAACCCCUUAUGACCAUGUACUGUGUAACGGUGAAGUUAUUAACAAGCCUCUUGGAACUACUUUCUCCAUGCUUUUUGGCGAUAACUCAAGCUGGUUUGCUGACUUCUUGCAGAGUCAGAAAAUGAGUCAAAUUCAGAUUGACCUUUGGGAGGAGAAAGAUCAUCUAUUUACUCGAAAGCUGCACUACAUGAAACCUGUUGCUCCUCCUUACCGACAAACAAUGUGUUACCUAACCGAUACAAUUGAUCACCUUGAUGCAAACUCAUACAUCCAAAUAUCAUCUACGACAUCUACUCCGCAGGUUCCUAGUGGUAAAUCUUUUCUCGUCAAGACGCAAUACGUGUUAACUUGGGGUGAGAAUAAUACCACGAAGCUCAGCAUAAGUUACUAUAUCCAAUGGGAAAAAAGUUCCUGGCUUAAAGGUGCCAUUGAAAAGGGCGCUAACGAAGGCCAAAUUGACUAUGUCAAAGCCUUGUUAGAGCAUAUUCGCAAGGCAAAAGACACAAAACCUGGAAAGCGGAAGAAGUCAAAGAAGUCUCGUAAGCAAUUAGAAAAACAACCAGACGAAGAAGCAGCUGUUGAAGAGGUGGUUGAAGAAGGUGCUGCUGGCAUAAUGCCGGUAAUUGUGAAUGUAUUAACCACGGCUGUUAACUGGCUGUCUCAACCAAGGAAUAUGUUCAACGUGCUCCUACUUUUCCUCUUAUGUUUACAAUUCUGGUAUUUGCGAAAGUUGAUUAAAGGUGAUGUUACAUGGAACCCAGCGUUGAAACAGGAAAAUCCUGUUUUCCCAGGAAGCGGGUCUUCAACUUUACGAUUUGAUGAGAGUAAUUUCAACUCAUGGCUAAAUACCCGCCUGAAAAGUCUUGUUCGUGAACAUGAGCCCACGCUUGAAAGUCGAAAAGACAAUCACGCUGAUGCCAACACCGAUGAACUCCAAGCCGCAGCUGACUACAUGGUUAAGAGAUUAACUCAAUUAAAAAGCGAGCUUGAUAAGGCCAAAGGCCUUUCAGCAUCUUAAGUGAAAAGCUUUAUUAUUUGACAUCGUAAUGUCACAUUCAUUAUCCACGCUUAUGCUGUACAAGUGCUUAAGAAAGCUAUGAUGAACUUGCUAUACGAGAAUUUUUUUUUAAACACAAAACCCCAAUUUUAACGGUUCUCAUGAUUUACUAAGGAAACGAAAUAAUAUUUUUACACAAUCAUUUUUAUAAUUGACAAGUUUAAGUCAUUAUUCUAAAUACAUCACAUUCCGCUCAAUACCGUUUUGCAAAGCCACUGCAGCUUGAUUCCGAACAAAAUCAUCACCGUCAAAUUGGCUUAUAUACUUCAAGGCAGUGAUUGCCGUUGAAUUAAGGUGUUUUGACUCGCUGAUGACUUGGAUAGCAGCUCUUCGUUGAAACUUAUUUGAGUCCUCGGCUUUCAGGUUCAAUAUAUCGACAGCUUUAGCUAUCAAUAAGUCACUGUCUCGUGUUCUUAGCAAAAGACUGGCAAUGUUAAGCGCGGAAACUUGAAGUUCAGUUUCCUCAGAGUCAAUAACACUCACGCAAGCAUUUUCAAUAUUUGAGUAGAAUUUUGGCACCAGUUCACCUAGUCGCUCCAUUGUUUGGUAAAUCGCUUGUCCCAGCAAUAAGCGUUCUGUAGUAUCAUGUUUGUGAGAGUUUGCAUAUUCUUGUAGAAGUAUUGGUACAAUAUUGUCAUAUUUCUCAGAAAGUGAGACAAGGCCGGAUAUUACGUUCAAAUGAACGUAGCUAUCUUCAUCUCUUAGAAGAUUGAUAAAUGUUUGAAGUAUUUGGAUUGGUGAAAUUUUGGGAGAGUCAUUUUCAACUAACUUUCGCAAAAUGUAAACACCCUCACCACGAGUAGGUACGUCUUCACUGUGAAGAUAAGAUAGCGCAGUUCUAUAGUCAUCUUGAGAAUCACCGAGGUGCUGGAGAAUAUCUCGAGCUAAUUCACAAAUAACAGGCUGACCUGAACCCAGGUACUGUCUUAACAUUGUUUUAACCCUGGGAGUUUCUUCCUCAAACACGUUUGAGGUACGUUUAGAAGCCAUAGUCGAUAGCAACUGUAACAAAACGGUUACAAUAUCUUCCUUCUCUUUGAUUUGUACCGCACGUUCUUCAGAAGGAACUACAAAAAGAGAAUUUUUAGCGAAUUCAGCAUCAUUAAGCUUUUCACUAAGUCUGAAAACAAGGGCGGCAACGCUUUUGGGAGAUAAUAAAUCUGUAUCAACUUUAGAGAGCAUGAAGAAUAACACAUCGUAAAGUUUAAUACGCUCCUGUGGGUCGCUUUCCACCCAUUCUUCCAGUACAGCCGGAAAGCAUUUUGUUAUUUCGUUCUGUGAUAAUGUGUUCAGAAAUUCCAGCAAAGAGUCGUAAUCGGUUUCUUGGUUAAGGAAACUCUUGACCCCAUUAAUAUGAAAUAGUGAAGUGAGGAUUUCUAGAACAAGCUGCUUUACAGACGCAAACUGAAACAGAUGAAACAAAGAGGACGUAAUAGGAACACAUAAAUUACCAACGGAAGGAUCAUUAGUACGAAGAAGUGCGUCUAAGCGUGAUAAUACUUCUUCAACGGGAGAGAUAUCAACAACGGACUUUGUCUUUAGGAUCUCAAAAUACGGCUGAAAGUAUGUCUCGCACAACUCCGCAUGAUUAUGUAAAAGCGACAGAAUAGCGUACGAAGCUAGACGAGAAUGUGACUUCAUUAAGGUCCAAAGUUGGGGGAAUAUUAUGUCAAAAUAUGCCUAUACGAAUUAGUGAUACAAUCUUGUUAUGUUGACAUUCACACCUCUGUAGAUAAAAAACUGGGCACUGAAGUAAUUAAGGAAGCAGCCUUCUUAGCCCUGUCAACCGAAUUAGGAUCGGGCUGCAUAAACACAGCAAGAAACGCUUUCACUCCUUCCGGCGCACAGAUUGACUUCGUAAGUAUUCUUGUUACGAUAUCCUUAAAGUCUUGAGGUGCUUUCGGCAGCAAGAUCUGUAGACACAUAGAAAUAUUCAUGGCCGGAUUAUCUGAGAGUGGGAAGCCUUCUUCUGGGAACCCGGUUAAGUCAGCAUUGUUUAGUUUAUGGCCGGUAGCAUGACUUUGUUCAGUAGUUGAGGGCUUUAUAUCGAGACUAUUUUGAGAAC